AUGGGUGCAAAUGGAGCUGAUAAUACCUUUAAUCAAAACUACUUUGCUUUGUGGGGGUUAAAUCAUUUCACCCUACUUAAUCAAGGAAGUGAAGUGCAACUUCUAUUGGAUAAGUCCUCAGGUCUCUCUCUCUCUCUCACUCUCAUACACGCGCGCACGCGUAUGUGUGCGAUCCGGAUUCAGGUCCAAGUUGGUCUGACCUCGGCCCCAGAUUUUAAAGAUCAAAAGCUUCAUGAUGAGAUUGACUUCGAGUUUCUGGGCACCAAUGGUACAUUACAAACAAAUGUGUUUGCUAAUGAUGAUGGGCAUAGAGAGCAAAAGUUUCAGCUCUGGUUUGAUCCUACAAAGGAUUUUCACACUUACGAAAUUCUCUGGAACCAAUACCAAAUAGUGUUCUUCGUGGACAAAAUACCCAUCAGAGUGUUCAAGAACAACACAGCACUUGGUGUGAACUACCCAUCAAAUCCAAUGCAAAUAGAGGCAAGCAUAUGGAAGGCGGAUUGGGCAGGACAGGUUAACUGGAGUCAAGCACCAUUCAUUGCUCACUACCAAUACUUCAACAUAGAUGGCUGCCCAACCCAGCAAAAGUCAAUCUCUCAGCAGUGUUAUUCUCUCCAGUAUGAGUGGAACAAGAGAGAGCACUGGGAACUCAGCCCUGUUCAGAAACAACAGUACGAACAAGUUAGAAAAGCACAUCUGGUCUAUGACUACUGUUCUGACAAAUCGAAGAAUCACCCAGAAUGCCCGAGUAAUAAAUAG
Ilex paraguariensis (yerba mate) is the source of this 759-nucleotide messenger RNA. The record is from the annotation of a GenBank genome assembly. NCBI's taxonomy places the organism in Eukaryota, Viridiplantae, Streptophyta, Magnoliopsida, Aquifoliales, Aquifoliaceae.